CGAGGACAAAACAAGGGCGGACAACUGUUUCUACUUAGUCAUCACUACAUGGGAAAACAGAGAGAAGUCUGGCAACACAAACUUCAAACUGCCAAGGAACCAGUCUGGGCUGUUCUCAAUGUGGCCGAAACCAACUUUCAAGAUAUCAAACUCUCUGUCUACCAUCUACAGCGCUCUGACGGAACUGAAUUCACGUGCAAGGAAAAUGAUCUCUACAUGCUAAAGAUGGAUGACAUCUAUCAGAUGUAUCUUGCAUUCCAGGAAAUUCCAGGCAUUCGUGACAAAACUGCACAAAACGGGCUGGAUGCACUCAAGCGCUUUAUGAUCAGACAAAUCAAAUUCUUUGCCUCUCAUGAUCUUCAGAUGGCUCUUGAAACAAACAUGCCAAAGACAAAUCUCACAAGACCGAAGCUCUAUCGACAAGAAUUGGAGGACUUUCCUGAAACCCUGAAGAUUGUGAAAGAAAAGCUGCAACCUAUCAGAGAAGCAUUUAAAGAAAGACAGCAAAAGUAUGCAGAUGCCACAAAUGCUGAAUUAAAAGAGGCACACAGAAUUGACAACAUUUUACAAGCCAUCGAAAGGCAACUGGAUAGAAGAAAUUCAC
Cuscuta epithymum is the source of this 604-nucleotide messenger RNA. Lineage: Eukaryota; Viridiplantae; Streptophyta; Magnoliopsida; Solanales; Convolvulaceae. The record is from the annotation of a GenBank genome assembly.